Molecule: messenger RNA, 1012 nt
Organism: Cadophora gregata
Lineage: Eukaryota; Fungi; Ascomycota; Leotiomycetes; Helotiales; Ploettnerulaceae
Gene: VAS1
Product: valine--tRNA ligase
Exons: 3
Coding region: 104-1012 (302 amino acids)
Source: RefSeq, a predicted model, not a curated record
AUUUUGUACUCGUUGCAACCUUCAAGCUGAUAUAUUCAUCUUCCUACACAAGAAAUUCCUGCUGUGACUGAAUCGAGACCCAAACGAGCUCGAAGGUUUGACAAUGUAUCAACGACUGGUCAGAUGCAGAACAGCAACCCUUUUUUCCGCCCCCGCCCCCUAUUUCUCCCGCUAUUACAUUCGUUAUUUUGCGACCUUGCCUUCAACCCGUGGAGUUUCUCCAAAGACUAUUCCCGUGAAAUCGGUCCCCAUGUACCGAGCCAUGAGCACAGGAAGUGAGACCAGCCGUCCAAGGACUGGUUAUUCGGGGAUCGAUGGCCAACUGCCGCGUUGCUUGGAAAUCCUGAAGCAUGAAAUGACGAGCCCCGAAUUUCACGAUAGUGUUUGGGGCUUUGUGAUCUAUCGUUGCGUGAAAGGAAAUGACGCUGCGUGGAAUUCCCUCCUACAAAUAAUCCAAGAUGAUGUCCGAACUUCGUUUGAACCUGAGAAUCAUACAAGCCCUAUACCAGAUGAUAUCUUGCAAUACCACGAUUUGCAUGUUGUUGACGAUAAAAAGCUCUAUGGUGCAUCGAUCAGACAAGUUCGUGAGCAUUUUCGGGAAUGGGUACCAAGAAGUCUCAAUUCUAGACUUCGUCCAGACACUAUGAUUGAUGACAUAACCCGUAUUGGUGCAGAUACAACACCUCGAUACAUGCUAUGCCUCGCAGUUGAUCAGAUCUGUCUGGAGUCCUUAGAUCAUCCAGGCAGCAACUCGCCUGUUGCAAAACUGGUUUUCAAAGAUUUCAAUCUAAAAGAGGAGAGUGCAGAGGAAAAACUAGCCUAUGCCGAAAGAUAUGAGCAGCAUACACCAGACGAGGGAUGGAUGUACAUGCCUCUUGCUCAGUAUACGGAGACCUACACCGCGCGGAUCGCGUGGGAUGAUUGGUACGAUGAUUAUAUCAAUCCACCGUUCACGGAUUGGUGUGAGGACGAGUCUCAUCGAAUUGGUCAUUGGAGGGACAAGAAAAAUUGA